CGCAGGUCGGGGACAGCAGCAUGGCGGAAGACGAGAGUGAUCAGGAGUCGGAGAGACUAGGGGAAGAGCUGGAAGCCAUCACACAGGAGGAACUGCAGGGCAUUGCCGCGGACGACAUCAGGAGCCGGGAGUACUGCCGCCGCUUCUGCGAGGUGAGCCGGGCCGGGCCGGUGACAGAGGGGCCCAGCCACCCAGGACAUGGAGACUGCCUGCUCCUGGGCUCGCUGGCUCUGGAGUGCGUUUCCAAGCUAGCAGAGCAUCAUGGGAGAUGUAGUCCCAAACACAGGGAGAGCUGAGUGAGCUGCCCUGUGCAGGGAGCAACACCCCAUUCACCCAGAGAGAGAGAGCCUGGCUACCUCACCUUGCAAUAUGGCCACUGUGUGUGUGUGUAUAUAUAGUGUCUGUCUCUCACUGGCAUUAUCUCCCACUCACUGUCAUUAUCUCCCUCUCACUGGCAUUAUCUCCCACUCACUGUCAUUAUCUCCCUCUCACUGGCAUUAUCUCCCACUCACUGUCAUUAUCUCCCACUCACUGUCAUUAUCUCCCACUCACUGUCAUUAUCUCCCACUCACUGUCAUUAUCUCCCACUCACUGUCACUGUCAUUAUCUCCCCACUCACUGUCAUUAUCUCCCCACUCACUGUCAUUAUCUCCCCACUCACUGUCAUUAUCUCCCCACUCACUGUCAUUAUCUCCCACUCCUGUCAUCUCCCAUUUCUCCCACUCACUGUCAUUAUCUCCCACUCACUGUCAUUAUCUCCCUCACUGUCAUUAUCUGUCACUGUCAUUAUCUCCCACUCCUCACUGUCAUUAUCUCCCACUCUCACUGUCAUUAUCUCCCCUCGCUGUCAUUAUCUCCCCUCUCGCUGUCAUUAUCUCCCCACUCGCUGUCAUUAUCUCCCCACUCGCUGUCAUUAUCUCCCCACUCGCUGUCAUUAUCUCCCCACUCGCUGUCAUUAUCUCCCCACUCGCUGUCAUUAUCUCCCCACUCGUCAUCUCCAGUCAUUGCCUCUUUCUCUUUAUCUGUCCACUUUUCUCUAACAGUCUCACACAGAGUCAUCCUCUUUCCUUUUCUCUAUUACUCUUAAACAGGAUUAUUUACUAACGUGAGAAUUCCAUGUGAAUUCCAAACAUAAGGUUAAAAUAACAGAAUUUGAAAAUAAUUUUCUAAUUCAGCUAUGCUUCUAGUUGAGCUACUUUUGCAUUAAAGUUUUAAAUUCACUUUGAAUUCUUACUUAAGUCAAUAAACCUGAUAUUCUCAGGCUUCUUCAUUAAACUCUGAAUUGUAUCUAAUUGAAAUUCAAAUUGCUGAAUUUAAGCACAACUGGCUGACAUGGAAUAUUGUUCUUCUUUUUAUCUUUCACUUUUAAGUUUGAUACAGUUUUAAUGAAUAAAUAAUCCUGUCUCACCUUUCUUCUUUCUCACCUUCACUUAGGGCAUUGGCUGAUUUAAUUAUUUAAAGAAAUGUCUUAGACUGCAUGAUAGAGAUCAGAAACAAGUCAACAGUCCGUUGGAUAAACACAUAUUGUAAUGAAUUGUAUUCCCCGUUUUAACUAAUAAUGCAUGCUACCGAAACUCUCAUUCUAAAGGUUAACAUAUAAAAAUAGUUUUCUAAAAUACCAAGAUAUGAACUUUAUAUAAGGGCAUUUUGUAUGUUGCUUUAUUCUAUGAUGGUAUCCAGUUUUCUAAAUUAACAAGUAAUUCCUUUUAGGAAGCCUAACUAAAUAUGCUUUAAAAACGUUUGGUCUGUCCAGUUCCUCAUUUACUAUCCAAAGUAAGUCAAGAAUUCUAUCAUGAUUCCUUGCUUUCAUAAAUAUGUGUUAAUGUGCCUCACCCAGUUUAUUAUAAGAUAUAUCUAGUAGUUAUAUUGGGUGCCAGGCUUGGCCAGUAAAGCCUUGCAUUUAAAGGAGCACUUCAACCCCCUAAAGCACUUUUAUAAUGGUGUUAAGCUGCCCACUUUCAACUUCAACCCCCUAAAGCACUUUUAUAAUGGUGUUAAGCUGCCCACUUUCAAUCAGUUUGCUGGGACGGUACUCUUCUUUAUUUGUGACUUUGUGCCGCAGCAAAAAAGCAAAAGGUAGUGCUUUGCAUAGAUAACCCUCAGUCAAAUGUUCACCCAUAUUUGUGUCGAGGCGUGAGUCUUAUGACUCCGCUUCCAACCACUAUAGUGAGCUGAUGGUGAUUGCAUUGUGCACUGAAUAAAGUUGACCAUUUAUACACUGACUUUAAAAUGAACAUCCAGGAUAGAAUGUACUUAACAUUCUAUUGCUGUCCAGGGAUCUUAUGCUUAUCCCGUCCAUCCUUGCUGUUAUUGUCUUCAUCCAUAAAAAUCCUAUAUAAUGUCAUGUGUGUUAAAGAAUAGUAGCUUCACUCAGAUUAAUUUUGUUUUUUGCAAAACAGUGGUAACACCAACCUUAAUUUGCUUCCUUUUAAAGGUAUCAUAAGCUUUGGUUAUCUUGUAUUUUAUCAUGGAUUAAAGGGUUACUCCAAGCAUCAUAACCACUAACGCCCACUGUAGUGGUUAUAAUGCCAGGACUAUCCUGACAUCUCUUCAUGAUAACAGGGAAAGCAGUUUUGCAGAAGUUUGCCUUCUUUCCUGGGACCUGCCAGACAACGUGGUCCGUAGGCACCAAUCUUGCUGCACUUUUACUGGCUGAGUGUGUCAAUUGAUGUCUCUCAUUGAUCCCAAUGCAUUACUCUCAUUUCAUUACUCUCAUUUCAUAGAAAAUGCACAUUAAAACGCUGCAUGUACAGACUUCAAGUACCAUGACCUCUUCAGAUAGCUGAAGUGGUCAUGAUGCUUAGAGUAAGCCUUCUCAUGGUCAUACAUAUCCCAAAAUAGAAAGCUAUUUCAUACAGCUAAUAUAAUUGUUUUUUAAAUAUCAUAGAUUUACAUAGUUAUAUGUAACAACAAAUCCUUAUCAUAAUCACACAGGCAAGUACUACUUGUUUAACUAUUCAAACUUGUCUGAAGGAUAUUAUGGUCCCUCUCUGUUGUGUAGCUCUCAUACAUCAUUUAUAUACAGAGUUCCAUUCUAGUGUUGGUUGGGUGUGUGGUUUUUCUUUUAUUUUAUAUAAAUAUAUAUAUAUAUAUAUAUAUAUAUAUAUAUAUAUAUAUAUAUAUAUAUAUAUAUUCGCAUCACAUUCAAAACAAUUAACACAAGUUAUAGAUAUUAGUUGUUGUUUUUUUGUCAAUCAUGUAACCUUUAAGACAAUAGAAACAUGACAGUUUUUUUUAACUGCCAUAUAUAUUUUUAUAAUCUGUGUAUAUUGUUCACUGCAGAAUACAAUGGCACAUUUGAGGAUUCUUUGCAAAGUUAACUAUUUUUAUGACAUUAUGGUAUGUAGGGCUUUGUAACUUCUUACAGCUUUUCAGGGCAGAAAGUAUUAUUUGAAAUAUGUUGGUGGCAAAGACAGAUUAAUAUCUUCUUAGGUGAUUUGCCCUAAAAGGAUACAGCUGCAACAGUAGGGGAUAUAUAUCAGCAGAAAGCACUCUUUUGUUUAUAAAUAUAUAAUAUAUUAAAUAUAUUCAGGCAGUCCUUUUAUAAACAAGAGUGCUUUCUGUUGAUCUAUAACAGAAACUGAGGGUCAGUUGGUCGGAGGGGUACUUAUACCCUUUUAUUUUAAUUUGGUUCCUGUAUGGCUUAGAUUAACUUUUUUUUUUUUUAAACAUUUUAUAUAGGUUAUAAAAUGUUAUGUUAAAGUACCACUAUAGUGCCCUGAGGGUGACCCCACCCUCAGGGUCCCCCUCCCGCCCAGCUCUGGAAGGGGGCAAGGGGUAAAAACCUACCUUUUUCCAGCGCUGGGCGGGGAGCUCUCCUCUCCGCCUCCGUUCCUCCCAGUCGGCUGGCUGCGCACGCGCGGCAAGAGCUGCGCGCGCAUUCAGCCGGUCGCAUAGGAAAUUUACAAUGCUUUCCUAUGGACGCUGGCAUGCUCUCACUGUGAAAAUCACAGUGAGAAGCACGCAAGCGCCUGCAGUGGCUGUCAAUGAGACAGCCACUAGAGGCUUUGGGGGAAGGAUUAACCCAUUUGUAAACAUAGCAGUUUCUCUGAAACUGGUAUGUUUAUAAAAUAAUGGGUUAACCCUAGCUGGACCUGGCACCCAGACCACUUCAUUAAGCUGAAGUUGUCUGGGUGCCUAGAGUGGUCCUUUAACCCCUUAAGGACCAAACUUCUAGAAUAAAAGGGAAUCAAGACAUGUCACACAUGUCGUGUGUCCUUAAGGGGUUAACAUUAAAAAGCAUGUGGCUCUUUCAAUGAUGUCACUCUCAUAAAAACUGUCAUUCACAGUAUGAUUGAUGCCAUAUGGUGCUAGGUCCCCAAAAUCUCAGGAGAACACGGCUGUAUAGGGCAUGCUGCGUGAAAUUAGUGGGAGCUGCCACCAUUAAUCAAAAGUUCUCUCUCUUUAUUGGGAGAAGGGCCUGUACCGCAGCUACUAUUGCUUGGAGCUACACUAAAGGUUAGAGCUCCAGGCAUUUGCAGUCUUCUUUGCUCUCUCUUUCCCUUCCCUCCUUGUUGCAUGCAAACUUUGGAAUACAGGUAUAGAUGGCAUGAGCAGAGUGUUCCAUUGUGUGAUUCACAGCCCAAAGGCAGUUCUAAGCCCAUUGCAGAGCUGAAAGUUGGUUCAAGGAUGCAAUGUUGUAGUUGUGAUAAGUGUGACCCUUUAAGGACAGCACCCACAACCACACAUAGCGUCUGCCACCUGGACGUGUAACUUCCAUGAAUGUUGGCAGACUGGGACAUGUUAUCCUGGUGCUGCCCUGAUAUUAAAGAACGCUAGCCAUAACCCUGUUAAAAAACUAAUUAUAUAAAGAUACAUAGAACUGAAUUUGGUAUUAUGGGAAAAAUAAACCUUCACUCUAGUGUUUUAUUAUAAUCCAAAAAACCCUUGAUGUCUCCAGACCCCGAAAGCUGAUAUUUUCUCCUAGCACGUAGAAUAGUUGGAACUGCUCUACGAUCUGACAGAAGCCAUAGCAAAUUGAACAAUAACCUGGGUGGGCUCUGUGCAGCAGGAGAGAGAGAGCUAACUCCAAGUUGCAUGUGCACACACCACUUGGAAAAAGUUGAUAUUCUUAAUCAGGAAAAGAAAUCCUGCAGCUUUCUGACUGCCAAGGAUGGGAGCGACAUGUUACAAAGCUCAUUAUCUUGAAUGAUAAUGAACUUGAAAGGGGAGAAUGGAAAGUCAGGCACCUUGCUCCAUAGCGAUUUCAGUUAGCUGAAGGGGUUAUGUUGCUUAGUGUGGCACAGAGCAACUGUAACAAAGAAAACCAAAUUCUAUCCUUUUUAUUUUUUUUUUCCUUCACUUUUUGCAGCCUGAAAUAAAGAUCUGAUUUUCUAUGUUGUGUGUGCUACCACAAUUUAGUGCCUAGAUUAUUUUAGUCAUGUGGAUUGCUAGACACUGUCUUCAAUAUUCACAUUUCUUCUAAGCGACAAACUUACAGAUAUAUAAAAUCUCACACUCGUUGAUCUUAGUGUUCAAAACAGAAGCAAAGUUGAAGUUGCAUUUCUCUCUGGCCUUCAUUCCAAGUAAUAGUAGAUGUUAACACAAACUCCUUCUCAUUGUUCAUAUUGAAUAUCUCUAGUCAUGGGUAACACACACACAGUUUUAUGUGAUUUGAAGAACUAUGGUUCUAUGGUAAUUUAACUCAUGUUUUGAAUAUUCCACCUAUUGCCAGUCUCUCUGAUCCUUCACAUCUUUGUUUUGUUUUUUUCUCUCUCUUUCUGUAGCUACUUUUCACCUUUGUUUCCUUCUAGAAACCUGCUAAAAUAGUAUUGAAAUAAACUGAUUACAUUUUUAAAUUGCCAGACUUUGUAGAUGUGAGCAGGGAAAUCAUGGACUUGUGAAUAUGGAUAAAUGUAAAAAAUAUUAAAUCAUGAGACGUUGUGUAUCUGGGUUAAUUUGCUAUUCUAUAUUACUUGUAUACUUACUCAACAUUUCCUCCUCUUUUAUCAGGUUGUUGAAGAAUAUACUGCACGUUGGCAGGUUCCUUUACCUCAAGUCCAAGUUCUUCAGACGGCCCUGUGCUGCUUCACAUCUGCCAGUGUCUCGUUACCAGCUCAAUGUGAGCACGUACAGUAUGUUUUGAGUAGACUAGCUUUGUAAGUACUUCUUUACAUUUAAAAAAUUAGAAAAAAAAGCUGUGAUCACUUGUGUUGUCUAUAACCACAAACCUGAACUUCAUACUCUGAUAUAGUUGAUUUUGUUAAUCUUCAAGUGUAAGUGUAUCUCUUCCUUCUUUAACUAGUACCAGCACUAGCUUGGGGCCUGGCCCUCCUUUAUUGUACCUUAUAUAGAUUAUCAGAGGGGCAUGAUUUAACUAGGACAACUAUGAAGUCCCUUUUGAAGAACAACAUUUGUUCAUCCAUGUAACGUUAGAAAUAUCUAUAUUUAGUGAUUGAUGAAGAAUAGCAACAAUACUUUGAUGCAAAAGUCAAUUUAUGGGAAUUAAAAUCUAAAAUGUAGCGAUUUUCGUACUGUUCAAGUCCUGAAAAUAUCAGUGAUCUGGGUGUUCUGUGCAAAUAGUUUUUUAUUUGGCUAUAAAAAAAAAAGAAUUGCUUACAUUUUUAAACAAAAUUAUUUUGCCAUUAUCCCCUUACCAUACAGGUCUGUGUUCUCGUCACAGUGAUUUCUUGAUAAGUGCCUAUUCCAUUUUGAAACUUUUUUUUUUUGUUUGUUUUGUUUUUGGUAAAAAUCUCAGAUAUCCCAACUUGGGAGUCACAGCCCCGAGUGCUCCUAUCACCACUGGGUCUACUACUGCCUUAACUUUCCACAUCCUUUCUAGUUCUUCUUUCAGUCCUUGGUAUUUCUCCACCAUCUCAUGUUAUAGUCACUGGGUAUUGCCACAUCCACCACGACUGCAGUUUUUCCUUCCUUGUCUACCACCACGACUGCAGUCUUUCCUUCCUUGUCUACCAGCACUUGAUUGUCUGUCUGGAUCUUGAAGUCCCACAGGAUCUUAGCACUGUCAUUCUCAACUACCAUCUGGACUUCCAGCAGGUCCAAUCCAUAUUCUGUACAGUUUGUACAUGUUUCGCGAAGUACACAAUCCCAGCAACUUGGUUGUGUCUCUCCGUGUAUGCUGUUCCUGCGAACAUCUUGCAUCCGGCAACUAGGUGCUGGACUGUCUCAGAGGCCUCUUUGCACAGUCUGCACCUUGGGUCUUAUCUGGUGUGCUAGACUCCAGCUUCUACUGCUCUGGUGCUGAGUGCCUGUUCCUGUACUGCAAGGAUUAGUGCCUCCUACAUGUUUCCAAUGUUCUGUGAAGACAAAGGUCUGACUGUAAAAUUGAGCUCUAAUAUUUUCUUUGCACCAAAAUCAAGACUGUCUUUCUGCAUUUAAGAUAUAAUUAAACACAGGUUUGCAGUUCCCUCCCAAGAACCAUUGUUUCUCAGCAUUGUUAUUUUAAAUGAAGAAUAAAUGUAUCAAUGUGUAUCUUCUUUCCUCUAUAUUUAUCUUGGUGAAUCAUUUCCUUUUUUUUUUUCAUUUUUCUUUCAGGAGUCUGUUUGAGUUGCUGCUGUUUUUUGGAAAGGAUGAAUUCUAUGAAGAACCUUUAAAAGACAUUUUGGGUUCAGUGCAGGUAAUGAAUGCUUAGAUAUUUUUCACAUUCUGUAUGCAUCGGAAUACAUUGGAAGCUUUUCAUAGACCUAAAGAAUUAAAGAAAACACGAUGCAAUAUAUGAACCAUUAAUUGCUUGGGUAAAUUUCCAUAACAAACUUUUUUUUAAAAAAAAUGUUUUUAUUUUUUUUAAUGUAUAUUCUGCUGCUGUAUUAAAAACUCAAAAGCCAGUUAUGCAUCCAAAUUAUAUUUCAGUGUCCGAGUAUCUUUCUCUUUCUUUGUCAGGAAAAAAGACACAAUUUGUGGAGUAAAUGUCCUUUUUAUUUUUUAUUAUAAGAAUGUAAUUAUUUGCAGAAGUUUACAUGCCUGUUUUUGUUUGUGAUGGAUGCGCUACCUGUUCCACACAUGUCCCUCAUGUCCUGUUUGCCAUCUGUGAAUUUGGAAUCACCCAUGUGUGAUGGCCCUGUCUAACAACAAACUCCCUAUAAUGUAAAUGUGUGUUUAUUUUAUAAUUUAUUUAUUUUUUGUGCUCAUUUAGUAACAGGCAGAUAAUGGCCUUGAUUUUAAUAUUUUUGGAUAACAUUUUCAAAUGAUUCAAAUCUGUUUGGAAAAACUUUCCAAAUGAUUUAUACACAAACCUUCCCAUAGACUUUACUAGUGUCUUCUGUAGAUUUGUCACUUGGAAAGCUAUGGACCGAUUUGAAUCAUUACCGAAGCCUAUCCAAAAAUAUUAAAUUGAGGUCAAUAUGUGGUCUCCGUAAUAUUUAAAUUUUUAUUAAUAGCAAUAUUUCACAAUUUUACUUUGAUUUAUUUGACAUUCUGAUAGUAUAAUAGGAGGGAGUUAUUCCAGCCAGAAAUUGUACCUAACAGCCGCUUACUAUAUGCUUUCUUGACUAUUAAACCAAAAGGUGCUUUGGUUCACUGCUUUAUACAUUGUUUUGCUUCAGUAUUUUUAGAAGUAUGGCGGUAUCAGAAGAAUAUGCUGCUCUAUGUAGCCGUUGUACCCAUCAACUCCUUACAAUACUUUGGAUGCUGAUACAAGAUAUCAGAUACAAUAAUUGAAUUUAUUUCAAUGGAAGCCCCUUUGUGGCUGGCUGAUUGUAAGCCAUUAGUCGGCAUGGAUAUUGCAAAAUAUAUAUACACUGCCAUAUCUCCUAAACAGCGCUGUUUGUAUUACCAAGACUUAGACUGGACCUUUAAUUGACAACAUUAAUCAACCACCAUGUUUAUUAAUAACCUGUUAUGUUGAUAUAUCUUGAUUGUAAUGUAUAGUAUUACAUUGUUGUGCUAGAUAUUUGUACUAUGUGCACUUUGUUCUUCUUUCUUUUCUGUUGCUAGCAUUUUAUAGCUACAUAUUAAAGUCUAGUGCCAAUCUAGAUGAUCACAUUCUAUGUAGAGGAAUAUAACUUAUUGGGAUUUUUUUCAAUUAUACCACUUUCAUUGACCGUGGAAUAUCUAGCAGGGAUGGAAUUUAACAAACUGGCUAAUUGCAAAGGUGGCAUUCUAUCACAGUACCACACUUCAAUACAUUGAGCUUUUCAGAACAACCCAGUUUCUCACAAAUGUUUGUAAAUGCAGACUUCAUGGCUAGGUAUUUGAUUUUAUACCCCUAUAGCAAUGGGUCUUAUUGAAACACUUAAUUUCAAUAAUUUGUCCAUAUAGUGUAUGUACUCUAAUGCUAAUAUAGAAUGAUUUUUUUGACCAAUCAAAUCUUUAUGCUUUUUCUAUUUGUAUUUUUAUUUAAAACAUUGAAAACAAUAGCAAGUGUCUUGAUAGAAGUUUAAAUAACAUUUUAUCCCAAUCCUGACUAGCAAAAUGGUCACAUUAUAACAUUGUAGGUUUGAAUGUUUUUAUAUUUUUUCUUUUUGUUUAAUAUUUUGUUAGGAAUGUCAUGACCUCCUAUUCCGAUAUGACAGUGCAGACCUAACGCUAGUUACUGGUGUAAUAAAGGAUGGGGGUCCAUGGGAACAUCCAGUGUUGCAAGCUAUUCUAAAGGGAAAAUCUGAACCUGAAGAUGUUGGUACGUGAAAAUAUGUACAUAUGUCUUAAUAUGCUUCUGGUCUGCUGAUCAUGUCUAAUAUAUAUUGCUCAAACCAAAUUUCUAGCAAAUAUGUAGAUGGAGUUAUUCAACUAUACAUUACAUUCUUAAGUGAAAUUUCACUUCAGUCUAAAUGAUUUUUCCAUAAAAUUAAUUUCUUUAUAAAUGUGUUGCUUGUAAAACUCUGUUUGGGGUUGCUGGUGAUUUUAUAUGCAUUCUGUCUCGAGGAAAGUCCACAAAAGGACUGAAAUAUUGACCUAUUUUUAACGUGCUAAAAAAAAGAACCUUUUAUACUGCAUUUAUUAAGAUUACGGAGUGCUGAUGGCGAUUGUUCAAAAUUACAUAAUAUUGGUAUCAAAAUAUGUUAUGUAGUAAUUUCAAACCUGAUUUUAGAUGAACAAAUGAAAAACAUCAGAAGGUAUUUGUAUUUUAUUUUUAUUUAUUUUUUAACUUUCUCUAUGUGUAGUUUUGUAACCUAUUUUUAAUAAUGGAGUUUUGUUAUUUGUUUUCUUCCAGUUGACAAAUACAUGAGGUCUGAAAAUCCUGUGUUCUUUGAAUUGCGUGUCCGAUACCUAAUUGCCUGUGAGCGCAUUCCAGAAGCGAUGGCACUUAUAACAACUUGCUUAAGUCAUCCUGAAGUCAGCAAAAAUUUGUAUUACCAUCAAGCUUAUUUUACAUGUCUUUAUAUGGCACGUUUAACAGAUAAGCUGCUCAGUGAGGUAUGAUAUUUCUGUUCAUAUGCCAUUUAUUGUUCUUUAACAAGAUCUCCCAAUGCUAUAGCAGUGUAUAAGCGUUUUUUAUUUUUCAACAUCUGAGGAAAGGGAUUUAGGAGUAAUUAUUUCAGAUGACUUAAAGGUACGAAGACAAUGUAAUAGAGCAGCAGGAAAUGCUAGCAGAAUGCUUGGUUGUAUAGGGAGCGUUAUUAGCAGCAGAAAGAGGGAAGUGCUCUUGCUAUUGUACAGAACACUGGUGAGACCUCACUUGGAGUAUUGUACGCAGUACUGGAGACCACAUCUUCAGAAGGAUAUUGAUACUUUAGAGAGAGUUCAGAGAAGGACUUAUAAACUGGUUUAUGGAUUGCAGGAUAAAACUUACAAGGAAAGGUUAAAGGAUCUUAACAUGUAUAGCUUGGAGGAAAGACGAGACAGGGGGGAUAUGAUAGAAACAUUUAAAUACAUAAAGGGAAUGAACACAGUAAAGGAGGAGACUAUAUUUAAAAGAAGAAAAACUACCACAACAAGAGGGCAUAGUCUUGAAUUAGAGGGGCAAAGGUUUAAAAAUAAUUUCAGGAAGUAAUACUUUACUGAGAGGGUAGUGGAUGCAUGGAAUAGCCUUCCAGCUGAAGUGGUAGAGGUUAAGACCGUGAGGGAGUUAAACCAUGUAUGGGAUAGGCAUAAGGCUAUCCUAGACUUAAGAUAAGACCAGGGACUAAUUAAAAGUAUUUUGAAAUAUUGGGAAGACUAGAUGGGCUGAAUGGUUCUUAUUUGCUGUCACAUUCUAUGUUAUGUAAGUACUGGAACUUUAUGUAAGGUCUGGAAUUUCCAAGAAGUGUUCAAUAGGACAUUUUAGAUGAUCCUUACUGUUGGAGACAGGUGUUUUUUCUAAGAUGUAAAUUAAUAUAAGUAUUAUUACAAAUUUGUCUGCACUUUUUGUACAUUUGAAGAAUGGGUAAUCAAGCUAAUGUUAUGUUCAGAAUUUUGAUCUCUGACAUAAGACUAAGAACCCAUUCACCUAUAGAAUGUUUGUUUUAUUACAGUUCUUUAAAUAACUUUUCAUUUGUUCCCAUAAAAUAGAAAUUAAAUGUAUCUUCUUAAAUAUUUAUUCUCUCCUUCUUAGUUUUAGGAUCUUUAAAAUGAAUGCUUCUCUUGGGUUUUCUUUCUCGGUCAUGAAUUAAUGGAUCAACUAUCUUAGGGAAGUUUUUAUUAGUGACAAUCCAUAAAUAGAUUAAAUGUACAUGAUGCUAGUUAUGGAAAUUGGCCAAAACACUGAUCCUAAGACAAAGCCUCUUGAGUCCUUAUCUACAAUUAAUGUACAUUAAAUUACGCUUAUUUUCCUAUAUGUAUUAUGUGUUUGUAAGUGUUUCUAAUGUAGGCAUCUUUUUUUUUUUUUUUUGUUUGUUUUUCUUUUAAAAACAUAGCAUGUCCGUAGAAUAGAUUGCACUGAUGGAGUACAAAUUAUAUGCAACACUGAAAGUGAAGGUAAAACUGCGUUGGCAUGGCAACUAAGUGAAUCUUUCCUUCUCACACAGUUACGAACAGGUGCCAUGUAUUGUAUUUGGUAAGUACUGGUGAUAUGUUUUGUUGGCAAAAUACACCUAUUCAUACCAUGCAGUGUCUGUCGUCUUGUUUAUAUUGAUCUUAAUAUGACUUGAGCAUUGCAAAUCAUAUUAAUGUCUUUAGAAGAAUUUUAAUUGUGAUAUUGGUUAGCGUAUGUAAAAACACACCAGAAAAGGCUUAUUCUAUUUGUAUUGCUCCAAUAAUUCAUCAUCUGCAUGGAUGGGCAGUUUGCUUGUUUUUUUUAGUUUUUUUUAAUAUCUUAGUCUGAAUUAUAGUUGUACUCUGAUAGGCUGCAUAUUUGUUAGCCAGACGUAAAUAGAGCAAUUCUUUUUCAUCUUUAACUUUCUACAAUACAAGGCUUAUUUCAGUAAUUCAAGUCACAGCACACAGGUCCUGUAACAUUUACUUAAUAUAUUUUACAUAUUGCUUGCUUCCUUCUUAAUGGACUACUGAAUAUUUAAAGCAUCACAAUAGUGUUAGGACUAGAAACCUGUAGUGCAAUUGUCUCUAGUUAUAUACAGAUGGUUCUCCCCACCCCACUACUUUUUCCAGUAAAAUGAAGGUUUGGUACCCCUUUAACAGCAAAAUUCCCUCUGUGCUGCUUACCUCUCCACUUCCCACAAUGUUAUCGAGGAAGCAUAGCCUCCUCUGGGCAAUAGUCUGUGAGGAGCAUUGGGGACCUGAUGCAAAACAAUCACUGCUUGUGCAGUGGUGUAUCCUGGUUUUGUGCUGCCCUAGCAGUGGCUGCUGGGCGGUAGGGCGGCGCUGGCGAGGGAGCUGAGCAGACCGCUCAGAGGAAGAGCUCCCUCGCCGGCCGCCAGCACCGCCCGCCCAGCCCAGCCUGUCAGCCGCAAGGCUAAUUGGGCAUUUGGGGGGGCGGCUUUUUUUGCUGCCCAAGGCAAAUGCCUUGUUUGCCUCGCGGCUAAAACGUCCCUGUGCGUGUGCAUUCAAUCCUUCUGUCUCACAUGACUUUUUAUUGUGGUCAGUGCAGCAGAUGCACCUCGUAGAGGCAUGAUUAAGCCUUCAAGGUACACCCUGCCUUUUCUGCAAAACAGCAGUGGUUUUUACCCCAAAGUGUUCAAAUGAUAGGUCCACUGCACCCAAAUCACUUAAAUUCAGAGUUAUUUGCACUUGUGUUCUGCGGGCAAGUUGGACCCAGCACACAUGAGUUAGGCUGCUCCGGGCUGCCUAAUGUCCAAUCUGUGCAUAAAAUACUUCAGUCAUCAGCAUGCACUGGACACUGCUGACAGAAGAGACUGCUUCUCAGGGAUAAGCUCUUGUCUCACUCUUUUAACUCUCCCACCUCCCUUCGCAAGUUGAGAGCGUGUGCAUGCGACCUGAGCCAGUAGAAUGGUCUAUUUUGGACGGAAGGAGGAGGGGGGCCAAGAGCUUCGCACAAUGCUUGGUUAAUGUUAGUUAUAAUUAUUUUAUGUUUUUGAUUUGGGGACCAAUAUAAUACCUAUACAUGUUAAAGGGUAGGAGAAACCCUUUAACUGUUGUACAACAUACAUACUCAUAAGUGUGAGCUUGUUCUUUCAUGCCAUUAACUGUUCUCCUGUACCCUGACACAGGUCUGUUUGAUACUAUACACGUUGCACAGUGCUCUUUAAAUGACACUAUGUGAGUGGUAUUUGACACAAAUCUAAGUGUUUUUUUUAUUUUUGUGUUUUUCCAGGGAUUUAAUAUUUAUUUGGAGCAAACUUCAGCUGAAAAUGAACUCCUCUAAGCAAGUGUUUGUCGAGCAAUGCUAUCACAUGUUAAGGGUUGCCACUAAUGUGAAAGUCAUUUUUCCUUUUAUGAAAAUAAUAAAACAAGAAGUAAGUGCAAUUGUAUUUGUUUUAUUUUAUUAUUAUUCAGACAAUUGGGUACCGGAGUGUGAAGUAAUGUAACUGUUCAUCGACAUAUGUUUUGUUGAUAUUGUUUUUACUUCCAUAUAUAAUACAACAUAUGAGUCUUUUAAUGAAAUCUGGGUAAAUCAAAGUGUUUUUUAGAUCCAGCAUUUGGUUAGACCAUUGCAAUUAUAGCUAUCUUUGGCAUUCGUUGCAAAAUGUAGGGUUUUAUUUCCUAAACGCCAGAAUGUUCCAAACUGAAAUCAGAGUAUCCAACUCUCUAUUGUUAAAGCCUGGUCAUUUUAGCCUAGUUUUUAUAAUUGGUAUUUCAAUUUGCUGCAGUUUGGAGUUUAGUGAAUAAACCCUGUUCUAGUCACCUUUCUCCUUUUGUAUUUACAAAUAUAUAAAAAAUCCCAUAUAUAUAGAAUUUAGUAAAUUAACAGGAACAGUCUCCUUCAGUAUUGCCAUAAUUUCCGUGGCACUCCUUGUUGGUGUCAGCUGUGUCCUUAUGUGGACUAACUCCUAUUUCCAUUCCAUUAUUUAAUGACUGUAUUUUGCUGGGGGUUUUUUUGGUAAUAAUUAUUACUAUUCUUAAAGUCAUGUCUUUUGAUCUUUCCUUUCUUUUUGUCAUACAGAUUGCAGAAGCAGGCAUACAGCUGUCUGUUGAGCUCUGUGGGUGUGCUUUACAACUAGAUCUUCAAAAUGAGCUAGAGACAAAAUGUUUAAUUUAUAAAACUAUUGCUUACCUUUUGCCCACUGACUUGGAGAUUUGUCGAAUCUGUGCUUUAUCGGUUUUCUUUUUGGAGAGGACACCAGAAUCGUACCAGGACGUGGAACGUUUGUACAAACGUUCCGAUGAGGAUUACAAUGAAUUUACAAGCUUUGUAGAGAAUCGUGUAAGAUUUGAGUUACUGCCAAUCUUAAAAAGGGGUCUGCUGUUUGACCCAGAAUUUUGGAAUUUAUCAACAAUUCAGAAGAACUGUGCUAACCUGCUUGAUGAUAAGGCUGUCAUGAUCUUAUCAAAUUUUAAUAAACUGGACAACAUUGUUUAUCAGAACUUAAAUGAGGACUUUUCAGUUACGAACUUAAGCAAUGGACCACUAGAGCACAAAAAUGCAAGCAACAUUAAAUCUGGAAUCCCUGCUGAAUCGAAAAGAAAUCAUACAGUGGUUGGUGCAAACAAAUUGGACCAUAUUAAUGUUCCAAGGCAUCAUUGUACUUUGUGCAAUAAGGAGUUGCUGGGGGGACAUAUUUUUAGGCAUGCCCAGGCUCAUCAGAAAAAGGGUUGCUUUUCAUGUGUUAUUUGUGCCAGAAAGUUCAGAAACCGUUUAACAAUGCUUAAGCAUUUAAAAGAUCACAUAAAGAAAAUACAGAGACAGCCAAUGGCUAAACCUGCUGAUCAUGCUGCUUCAAAUGCCUCUACUCACUUGUCUGAUACACUUGGAGUUAACUUCUCAGACAUUUCUGAGGUGUCUUUAGAAAAAGGAAAUUCCAAUAAUGCUACCAAUGAAGUAUUGACUUCUGUUUCAAUUGUAAAUGCCACAAACCAAGACUCUGAUCCUGAACCUGUAAUUCCAGUUGAAAAUCAUGUAACUGAUCAUGUCAUUGAAAACCUAAAUCAUGUAAGUGAUCAGGUCAUUGAAAACCUAAAUCGUGUAACUGAUCAGGUCAUUGAAAACCUAAAUCAUGUAACUGAUUUAAAAAAUUCAGUUGAAGACGUUGAAUUAUGUGAAAUAAAACAAGUUGAGUGCAGCUUGCCGAGCGAGCCACCUGAAUGUAAUAAAAUAAAUGGGUCUUUACAUCCAUGUAGUGGUGAUCACGUAGUAAACCAUGGCGGGAAUUACAAAUGCCCUGGCCAAGGAUGUACCCGCGUUUUCAAAAAGACUAGUUCCCUUAAUAAACAUGCAAGGAAAGCCCACCCAACAGACAUACAUGUACAGCAGCAUUUAAUGAACUGGAGUAAGGGAAAAUGCCGUUUCUGUUUCAGAAAGUUUGUAGACGCUCAACAUUAUAUUGAUCAUGUGAAAAGACAUAUUUACCCUAAUGUCUACUUUUGCCAACACAUGGACUGCAAGAAAUCAUUCAAAUUAGCAGGUCAGCUGACAGAGCACAUGUCAAGCCAUGUUGUUUUCAGAGCUCAGUGCAAUUUUCCCAACUGCUCUGACGUUUUCGAAAAACUCUCCUACCUUUACGAGCAUGAAGCUCUUCACUACAAGCAAAAGGUUGAGUUCCACGUAACAGAACUUGCCACUCAAUUGCCUGCAAUUAAAUCUGUAGAUCAUGUUAUUGAAGAAAAUAUUCAAGAACCGGUAGACACAACCAAUAGCUUACGUGUGGCUAACAGUGAAAACGUAGCGUCUGUCAAAGACAAAGAAAUUUUAGAUUUGUUAGUUCCAAUGUGGAAAUCAAGAAAAGAUGUAGCUAAACCAAAGACAUAUAUGCAAAUAGAGCAGAAAAUAAAUGAUGACGUUCAGAAUGGUGAUGAGCACCUUCAAGAAAUUCCUGAUCAUGCGCACAUGAAAGGUUUAGACUGCCCAGUUCCAGAACUAUCCCCUGAAAAUGUUGCAGAAAUUAUUCCUAAUGGAUACAAUGUAUCUGAUCAGGCUGUCAAACAAAUCACGCCUGCAGAUUCUGCACAUAAUGUUGCCAAUUCAAGUACUAUAUUUGUUUCUGAUGCUGCACAAGAGGCAACUCAAAAAGAUAGUGCUGUUCAACCUGAUGAGAGUGCCUCCAAAGCAUUUGUGAACUCUGGUACAGUGCAGUAUGGUGGAAAUAGGGUUUUUAUCAGGCCAUUGCCUCCAAGUUAUCUAGAUGAACAGUACAUCAGCAUGCCAAAACGCAGAAAAAUGGAGGAAGAGCACACACCUACAAAGGAUACCACGUGUAACAAGCCGGUGGAAAGAUUUAGAUGUGAGAAGUGCCUAACAAAUUACUGUAGCUUAAAAGCACUUGAUGAGCAUGUAGCACAAAAGAAAUGCCAGUCCUUUUUUGGGUUUGAUUCAGAUGAUGAAAGUAAGUAAGAUUAUUUCCAAACUGCCUUUAUGUCAAUAUUUUACUCUUGGUAUUGUUAGACAUGUCGGCUAUAAAUAAACUGACCUUGCUUUAUAGACUUUCUACUUUGUAUAAAAGGUUUAACGUAUUUAAUAUUUUCAGAAUAAAAUCACCCCACCAAGUUGAAGAGUCGCAAGCCUUCUUAUUUCAUGUUUUCUGAACAUGUAAUACAUUUUAACUCCACCCUCUUGAACACCCCCCCCCCAAAAGAAAUCUAUACUUAAAUUACCAAUGUAUAUUAAUCUUUAUUCUGGGUACAGCAGUAGAGGAAAAAAAAAAAUAGAAUGCGGCGGGUGUUGGAUUUCCUUAAUAGUAAUAUUUUUUUCUAAGUUGCAAGUAUUGAAUGGAAUUUUAUAAGUGUAAGGAUAUGUGUGAUUGCAAAGGGGAAUGGCAGAGUUACUUGAGAGCAUAGAGAGAAAAGUAUGGUAAACCAGGAAAAAAAUGGUAGCAGAUACAUUAAGAAGAAUAAUGGAAGCAUGCCCUUUGGAAUUUAGAUUUUGGUUUUCCUCUUAGGCUGUGUCUUUGGAAAAUGGUGGAGUAAAAGAUGGGUAGAAAACAAUAGUAAAUUAGGUGCUCCAGAAGCUUGGAGACCAAGAUCAUGGAUACAGUUGGUAGUAGUGUAAUAAUGAAGUAGAUAUACACAGUCUGAAUAUAUAGGUUUUACAACUUUAAAAAUGAUGUUUAGGUCUUCUCCCCUCCCACUCUGUAUACCAGCAGAAUGGUAAGGCUUCUGUAGAGAACGUCAAAAGAAUACUUGGAAUAUAAAUGUCUGUUGUUAAACUACUAUAAACAAUAUUUUUUCUGAUUCAAGAAAUUUAUUGUAUGAUUUUUAUUUUUUUUUUCAUUUUGUUUAUAGGUGCCUGGUGAAACCUUACCCAAGAAGAAACAAAUUCAUCACAUUUCUGGUUCAAAAUUGGCCUUAAACUAAACUUGACUGCUUUUCACAUUUUAAUUAAAACUUAAUCACUUGAGUGCUAGAUGUGUAUAUUUCAAGUCCAGAAAAAUGUUUGAUACAGCAAAUAUGCGUAGGUACCAAAAAUUUGGAGUAAAAAGUCCUUGAUGCUUUUUGAAGAUCAUUUUUUAAUAAAAAGAUCUUUUUAUACAAUAAAACAAGUCAUGUUGAUUUCAUGUAGAUAAUUUUCUUAGUUUCCUAUUAAUUGCAUCUUUAAGUUUAAAAUUUUAACCCAUAGGGUAAGCCGAAACAAAAUCUGCGUUUUACGUCAGACAAAUGGGGCAAUGGGAUAAAUGUAAAAAAAUUCAAAGUAAGUAUUCUAAAGUGGACUUGACAAAUGCACAGUUUGUGUGAAACAUUCACUUCAGGUAAUAGUACGUUGAGUAUUGAGUGAAUUUAUUUUUAAUAUAUUCUGUUAAUAGCAUACUAGUCAAUAACAAAUAAAUGUUAGUAUGGUCUUUAUUUUUCAUGGGAGAGGCCAGUGGUUGGGUUAAAUAGUUUUUUCCCUCCAGAUAAGUGGCAAUGCAACAUUAGGGACAUCACUGUUUCCUUCUGGCAAAAGGCAGACAGGACUCUAUUUAAAAAAACAAAACACUUUUUUAAAAGGUUAAACCUCUCCUCCUCCUCUUUAGCUUAUAAAAUCUUCUAGACAGAAAUGCCCAGUUGGUUAGGCCUUUUUCCCAGGCGAGGUGAGACUGUUGCAGCCGGGGAGGGCACCACUUGUCUAAAGACCAGCUCUGGUCAUAGGCUCAGCUUUUUGUUAUUCAAGUGGUGGAACUCGCGCUGAGUGCCUGCAUUCCACGCCUAUGUAACGUCCAACCAAUCCAUGCUUGAAGUGGCAUUGGUGCGCUUGGAUGCACUGUUCAGAGGUCCUUAAAGGUGGAACACAUGUACUGGUUAUGAUACUUUCCACCUGGACAUUGUGGCAGAAUAUGUGCAUGUGCAAUGCAAUCUUGGCACCAAAUUCAAAAAGGAAGGACCUUGGAGACUAUUAAAACCACAGCCACAACUACUUGUCAGCCAGGUGAUGUUCAGUUCUGUUGUAGGUGUGCUGUCACCAGCCCUUCAGCACACCCAGAGGCCAUUUAAAGUAAGACUUUCAGCUUUGUCCCUUUUCUAGCAUAGUUAGCUUAUUUUUUCUUUUUAGUAUGUCUAAUCCUGAAAUUUCUGAGAAACUUGUGGAUAAAUGGAAGUGUUUAUCCAAAUCCAAGAAUCUUGUCUAUGCAGUUUGCAUUCAACUCAUGCCAGCGGAAGAAGUGAAAAAAGGAGAGGUUUCAUUUCAAUCUUGGUUUUCAGUCAUCUUUUAUUCCUGGACCUGAAUUUUACAGAAAAAUAAGAAAACGAAACAUGAAGUAUAUUCUGACUCCAUUUUAGAUUCCUCCGCAUCAUCCUCAGAAAGAUUCAGAUGCCUCAUCCAAUCAAGAUUUUGCUUGCCCAGGUGAAUGCUUGCAUAAGCUUAUCAAGGAAUUUUAUUUUUUUUAAAGAAGAAAGGGUAGGCCAUAGCACAAGAAGAUGAAGUAUAUUUCCUUUCUAAGCCUAAACAUAUCAUGCUUAGGUAAUGGAGAUUUCAAUCCAAGAAAUACUUUCUUACAAUGCACUUUAAUACAUUUUAUUUUCUUCCAUUAAAGAAGAAUGCAAUAAUAAAUUAGAUCUUUCUAAAGUGGACAUGGCUAUUGCACAGGUGGAUAAGAAAGAUUGCAAGAGGCAAUGGUUUAAAAAAAAAAAAAAAAGCUGAAUCUACAUUAAGGCUUUAAUUAAUGCCGUACAGAAUAAAGCCCUUAUUGCAUGAUCUUUGGUUACUAAAGCACAAUGCACAUGGCUGGGUUCGCUGGAAAAUCUGUGUCUAAAAGGGCUGUCUGAUUUACAGGCUGGUCAGCGCACUCCACUUAUAAACACUCUAUGCGACCUGCCUUUUGAACAAGGCAGUCUUUCCAGCUGGCUGAUCUGCUUAAACAGAUGGCAGAGAGGAAAAAGGCUCUUCAAGAGGAGAAAAAGAAACUACUUAUUUUUUCCUUAUACAGAUAUUCUUUUUGCAGUUCAAAUUGGCGCAACUAUCAGAGACAGACUGUUUGGGUUUUUUUUUUACUACAGAAGUAAAGACAAAGGAAAGGAUUUUUUUUUUUUUCACGCAGACAAAUG
Messenger RNA from Pelobates cultripes (western spadefoot toad), 19839 nucleotides. The record is from the annotation of a GenBank genome assembly. NCBI's taxonomy places the organism in Eukaryota, Metazoa, Chordata, Amphibia, Anura, Pelobatidae.